GCACUUCUCAGCCUGGCCGUGGCAGCGGCGUGGAGAUCGCUUUCCCAGCAAUGCUUCGUGCAGGCACCGGCGCGGACGGUGGAGGGAGUGCAGUCGUUGAGGGUGUUGGAAACAACUGCCCUGUCCACUGGGCUGUCCAUGGCAGGAUCUCUGCCAGCUUUCGCGACUUGGGGCGAGGGCUCGGAGGCAGGGCAGAACAUCGACCCGGAUUCGACAGAGGCCUACAAUAGAAAGAUCCUGAACGCCACCGCCAUCUGCCUGACCUUCGCAGUGUUCCUCGUCGGCCUGGUGGUUAGCCAGGCCAGGAAACUUGUGGAGAACAGGUGGCUGAACUGA
Symbiodinium necroappetens is the source of this 336-nucleotide messenger RNA. The record is from the annotation of a GenBank genome assembly. Lineage: Eukaryota; Dinophyceae; Suessiales; Symbiodiniaceae.